Molecule: messenger RNA, 2045 nt
Organism: Eucalyptus grandis
Lineage: Eukaryota; Viridiplantae; Streptophyta; Magnoliopsida; Myrtales; Myrtaceae
Product: thylakoid membrane protein TERC, chloroplastic
Exons: 13
Coding region: 201-1211 (336 amino acids)
Cellular component (GO): membrane
Source: RefSeq, a predicted model, not a curated record
UAGGCCGCAACAGGACAGAGCUUCUCGUGCUGGCCUGGCCACUGGACCCUGCGACUGCGAAACCAUAACCUGCGCUGCGCGGUGCACAGCAUCUCCCGUCGCUCUUCUCUCUCGCGGAAUUCUAUGGAUAAGAACGGACUCCGACUCGUCUCCACCUCCUCGCCGUCGAAGCUCUGACGACGACCCUCCGAUCGGAAGCCAUGGGACUCGCUUCGGCCCUCCAGAGCUGCGCGCGGAGCCCCCGUCCCUUCUCCUCCCCGUCGCCGUCGCCGUCGCCGUCGCCGUCGCUUCAGCUCUCGUCUCGGUCCCCCUGCGCUCGCGUUCCCGCUCUGAUCGCAGAUAUUCGAACUCGCCACGGCCACUGCGCUCCGGUCUCUUGCUUGAAGAAGACUGAGCAGGAGGACGAUUUGUCCACCUCCGGAGAUGCAAAAAAGAGCGAGUUGUACAAUGACAUAAACAAUGUCGAUCAGCGUCAAUUGCCAAAGAAAAGGGAUCAGGAGAAAGAAAACUUUGUCUCAUCUGUCAGAACUGUUGCUCUAUGUGUGAGCACUGCAGUGGCUUUUGGGGUUGGUCUAGGCCUGAAGGAUGGUGUUGGCAAAGCAUCUGAGUUUUUCGCUGGGUACAUAUUGGAGCAGAGUUUGUCUGUAGACAAUCUGUUUGUCUUUGUUCUUGUUUUCAAGUACUUCAAAGUGCCAAUCAUGUAUCAGAACAGGGUACUUUCCUAUGGCAUUGCUGGGGCGAUAAUUUUUCGUCUGACAUUAAUAUUACUUGGGUCAGCCACACUACAGAGGUUUGAGGGAGUAAACCUAUUUCUGGCUGCAAUACUUCUGUACUCGUCAUUUAAGCUGUUCACCAGUGAAGAAGAUGACAGCGACCUAUCUGACAACUUUAUAGUGAAGACAUGCCAGAAAUUUAUCCCGGUCACAAGUAGCUAUGACGGUGACCGAUUUUUUACAAAUCAGAAUGGCUUGUGGAAAGCCACUCCUUUGCUUCUCACAGUAGCGGUCAUUGAGCUCAGUGACAUAGCAUUUGCAGUUGACUCAAUACCGGCAGUUUUUGGUGUUACACGGGAUCCUUUCAUUGUGUUCACAUCUAAUCUGUUUGCAAUAUUAGGUUUAAGGUCACUUUACAGACUCAUUUCUGAGGGUAUGUCAGACUUGGAAUAUUUACAGGUUUUCAUGUUUCGACAGAGGCUUCUCUUGGUGUUGUAGCAACAUGCUUAAGUGCUGGAGUACUUUUAAGUCUUCUCAAGAAAUCCAAUUAGCCAAAGAUGCAGUUUAAGUAUACAGCUGCCUCAGGUGAGAAAUCUGCUUGUUAACGUUGCGUCUGAGUAACCAGUGCUCCUUCAUUUCACACAUCCAGCCAUCCUUUGUUUAUUGUGACAUGAGAGUCGUGACUUUAUGCAUCUCCAAAACUGUGCUGGUCAUUGCCAAAGAACGGAUUACUUUCAGUCUCUGGAGAGCAAGAUUGUUUUGAAAGAGAAAUUUCUUCCACAUUCUUCACCCUUCGGAGGCAAGGUGCACUUGGAUAGUGGCUAGGAGACUUUACAGCCUCAUCUUCGGCUUACCUGCUGUAUGUCCACUGUCAUUUCUCAUGAACAUGAUGGUGAUAAGAUGCUUGUCUUCAGGCUUUUGUGCAGUGCGGUGACUCUCCAACAUUCUCGAGCUCCUCUGGAAGUGGUGGUAUCUUUGGGAGGCAUCCAAGAAUUACAUGACCCUGCAUAUAUGAAUACGCAUCAGUACCACCGGAUGUCCACAGAUUGCCAGGAACUGCUAUUGCCAUACCAAGAGGGAGAAUAAGUGAGGAAGUGAAGAUAGAAAACAUAGUUGAUAAGUUGAAUUCACUUGUGUAACUGGCUCAAUGCUUCAAAUUGCGAAGUAGAAGAGCGCUUUUACACUGAUUGGUGAAGCGUACAUGAAGCCUUCACUAUACAAUGCGUUUCUUGGUUACUGUUCAGGUAUUUGAAUAAAAUGUCUAGAGAACUUUGUGUACUGCAUGCACAAUUCUUUUUAAGUGUUGAUGCCAAGAAAUUUGUUGCUUUGCUU